Pimephales promelas (fathead minnow) is the source of this 7374-nucleotide messenger RNA. RefSeq names its product otoferlin a (gene otofa). Gene Ontology annotation, biological process: synaptic vesicle priming; plasma membrane organization. Gene Ontology annotation, cellular component: synaptic vesicle membrane; presynaptic active zone membrane. Gene Ontology annotation, molecular function: AP-2 adaptor complex binding; calcium ion binding. The record is from RefSeq and is a predicted model, not a curated record. NCBI's taxonomy places the organism in Eukaryota, Metazoa, Chordata, Actinopteri, Cypriniformes, Leuciscidae.
AAAGCAGUGUGAAAGAGUCUCGCAGCGGAUCUGACGAGUGUACGUACAUGUGUGCGCAUUGUAAAGCGAGAGAAAAUGAAAGCUCUUUAAUUAUUAAUAACUCUUUUUAUGUUAUUGCGCACAGAGGAUGCAGCCAGUACAACGAGAGGAUUUUUUUCUAUUUGAUGCAGCGAUUAAAAGCAGUUAAGACCAUGUUAUAAGUUAUGCAGCGUUGGUCAAGAUAGAUCCGCGGUCUUUGUGAUGAAACAUUUUAAUUCUGUUGUAGGCUUUUGAAUUUUUCUUCCUCAUUCCAAGUUGAAAUGGCUUUAGUGGUGUACCUAAAGACUGUCACGGAGCUUCGUGGGAAGGGGGACCGAAUCGCAAAAGUGACUUUCAGAGGUCUUUCUUUCUUCUCUCGGGUGCUGGAAAACUGUGAGGAUGAGGCUCGAUUUGAGCAGGCGUUCCGAUGGCCAAUUGGGAGUCAAGUGGAUGGGGACGAGAUGCUGGAGAUCCAAGUGUUUAAUUACAGCAAAGUCUUUACUAACAGGUUAAUUGGCACUUUCCGCAUGGUUCUACAGAAGGUGGUGGAGGAGGGUCACUUGGAGGUGUCUGACACUCUUAUUGACGACAAUAACACAGCCAUACGGACAAAUAUUUCCAUUGAGAUCAAAUAUCAGACCAUGGACGGGAGUGUGAAGGUGUGGAGCGAUGGUGAAUUCCUUGAUAUUCCAGAUGACUGUGAUGGAACCUUUCAAUUCGAGACAGACAGUUUACUAUCUGGACGCAGCCUAAGCUCCGGGACGUCACCUGGGCGAUCUAUCCACGGCAUUCCCACAUUCCGCAAGACAGGAAAAGGAGUGUUUUCAGCCAUGAAACUGGGCAAGACACGUAGCUCCAAAGAUGACCACAAAAAAGGAGAUGACCCAGCUAUCUUGGAUGCAGAAGAUCUGGAUCGAAAGGCUAUGCGUCUGGGCGGUUGGAUUGACCCUGAUACAAUAUCACUGGCCUCUGUUACUGCAGUGACCACUAACGUCUCCAACAAAAGAUCAAAACCUGACAUUAAGAUGGAGCCCAGUUCAGGGCGUCCUGUGGAUUAUCAGAUCAGUGUUACAGUAAUCGAGGCCCGUCAGUUGGUUGGUUUGAACAUGGACCCUGUGGUUUGUGUCGAAAUUGGAGAGGAAAAGAAGUAUACAUCAAUGAAGGAGUCUACAAACUGCCCCUACUACAAUGAGUACUUUGUCUUUGACUUCCACGUGCCUCCAGAUGUCAUGUUUGACAAGAUCCUGAAGAUAUCAGUAAUACAUUCUAAAAACCUUCUACGAAGUGGGACCCUGGUAGGCACCUUCAAACUAGAUGUGGGAACUGUUUAUUCACAAGCUGAGCAUCAGUUCCAUCACAAAUGGGCAAUGCUGUCCGACCCUGAUGACAUCACAGCUGGCUGCAAAGGUUACGUUAAGUGUGACAUUGCAGUCGUUGGAAAAGGAGACAAUAUCAAGACUCCCCACAAGGCCAAUGAAACAGAUGAGGAUGACAUAGAGGGAAAUCUUCUUUUACCGGAGGGUGUUCCAUCAGAGAGACAGUGGGCUCGGUUUUAUGUCAAGAUUUAUAGAGCCGAGGGACUACCUAAAAUGAACACGAGUAUCUUGGCCAACGUGAAGAAAGCUUUUAUCGGGGAGAACAGAGACCUUGUGGACCCUUAUGCCCUGGUGCAGUUUGCAGGGCAGAAGGGUAAAACGUCAGUUCAGAAGAGCAGCUACGAGCCCAUCUGGAAUGAGCAAAUAGUCUUCACUGAGAUGUUCCCACCUUUGUGUAGGCGUUUGAAAGUUCAGAUCCGUGAUUCAGACAAGGUGAAUGAUGUUGCCAUAGGAACCCAUUUCAUCGAUCUACGCAAGAUUUCAAAUGAUGGAGACAAAGGGUUCUUGCCCACUAUGGGCCCAGCUUGGGUGAAUAUGUAUGGUUCUACCCGUAACUACACCCUGAUGGAUGAGCACCAGGACCUGAACGAGGGGCUGGGGGAGGGUGUUUCCUUCAGGGCACGCCUCCUCAUUAGCAUUGCAGUGGAGAUCCUGGACACCUCUUCCACAGAGAUAAUAAGCUCUACUGAGGUACAAAUGGAGCCAGUGUCCAACAUCUCAGAGAGUGCCACAGGGAAGAUGGAGGAAUUUUUCCUUUUCGGGUCAUUCUUGGAAGCCACAAUGAUAGACAGGAAAAUUGGAGAUAAACCCAUCAGCUUUGAAGUCACUAUCGGUAACUAUGGUAACCAGAUAGAUGGCGUGAGCAAGCCUGGAUCAACAAAGAAGAAGAAAGAGGGUGGAGGAGAAAGUGAGGAAGAGGAGUCUGAGCUCAUCAACAACUCUAGCGAUGAAGAGGCAGAGGAUGAUGGAGAUUUAUUGUCUGUGCCGUCCACCCCUCCUAUGAAACCAGUUAUCACUGACAGAAAUUACUUCCACUUGCCUUACUUUGAAAAGAAACCCUGCAUUUACAUCAAGAGCUGGUGGCAGGACCAGAGGAGACGGCUCUACAACUCCAAUAUAAUGGACAAGAUUGCAGAUAAACUGGAGGAAGGUCUGAAUGAUGUUCAAGAAAUCAUAAAAACAGAGAAGGCGUAUCCAGAACGCAGACUUAGGGGUGUAUUAGAAGAACUCAGCACAAGUUGCAGCCGUUUUGUUACACUGGCAAACAAAGAUCAGAAUCUAUCCGGAAGAACCAAGCUGGACAGGGAGAGGCUAAAGUCCUGUAUGAGAGAGAUGGAGAGUAUGAGUCAGCAGGCUAAGACUAUUCGCUCACAAGUGAAGAGAAACACAGUUCGCGAAAAACUCAAGCUAGUGUUGAAUUUCCUUCAUAGGCUUCGUUUCCUGGCUGAUGAGCCCCAGCACAGCAUCCCUGACGUGUUCAUAUGGAUGAUUAGCAACAACAAGCGGAUAGCAUACGCCCGCAUACCCUCCAAAGACAUCCUCUUCUCGAUUGUUGACGAAGAGAUGGGCAAAGACUGUGGGAAAGUUAAAGCUGUUUUUCUCAGGCUGCCUGGAAAGAAAGGCUUUGGGCAUGCUGGCUGGACAGUUCAGGCUAAACUGGAGAUGUAUUUGUGGCUGGGGUUGAACAAACAGAGGAAAGACUUCCUGAGCGGCCUGCCCAGCGGCUUUGAAGAAAACAAAGCAGCAAAAGAAAUUGGCAUGCAAGCUGUCCCUCCCGUCAGCCUAGUUUAUAACAUGAAGCAGGUGUUUCAGCUGAGGGCACACAUGUAUCAGGCUCGCAGUCUGUUUGCUGCUGACAAUAGCGGCCUGUCUGACCCAUUUGCAAGGGUCUUUUUCUCCACCCACAGCCAGGUGACAGAGGUCCUCAGUGAGACUCUGUGUCCUACAUGGGAUCAGUUGCUUGUAUUUGAUAAUGUUGAACUCUACGGUGAGGCUGGUGAACUCCGUGACGACCCUCCAAUCAUAGUUAUUGAACUAUAUGACCAAGACACUGUGGGGAAAGCAGAGUUCAUUGGGCGAACAUUUGCAAAGCCACUAACUAAGAUGGUUGAUGAACACUACGGGCCGCCGCGGUUUCCCCCCCAGCUGGAGUACUAUCAAAUCUACAGAGGAAACUGCACUGCAGGAGAUCUGUUGGCUGCUUUUGAACUACUGCAGAUUGGUCCAGCAGGGCGGGCAGCACUUCCUCCAAUUGAUGGCCCAACUGAUUCUGACCGCGGGCCCAUCCUGCCUGUUCCAUUGGGCAUAAGACCAGUUCUCAGCAGAUAUCGCAUAGAGGUCCUCUUUUGGGGUCUGAGGGACCUUAAAAGAAUCAACCUGGCCCAGGUGGACAGGCCUCGUGUGGACAUUGAGUGUGCAGGGAAAGGAGUUCAGUCAGCCCUCAUUCAGAACUACAAGAAGAAUCCAAACUUCAGCACAUUAGUCAAGUGGUUUGAAGUGGAUCUGCCAGAAAAUGAGCUACUCCAUCCACCCCUCAAUAUUCGGGUGGUGGACUGUAGGGCAUUUGGACGCUACACCUUGGUUGGGUCUCAUGCUGUGACCAGCCUUCGCAAGUUCAUCUACAGCCCCCCAGACAAGACUGCUAACAACUGGGCUCACACAGGUGAUAUUGUUGUCAAUAUGGACCCUGAACCCAACAUUAAGAAGAUGGACACGGUUGUCAAGAUUGAUGCUACCACCGAUGCUGUUGUUAAAGUUGACUUGAACGAGGAGGAGAAAGACAAAAAAAAGAAAAAGAAGAAGAAGAAGGGAGAAGACGUGGAGGAAGAUGAGCCGGAUGAGAGCAUGUUGGAUUGGUGGUCCAAAUACUUUGCCUCAAUAGAGACAAUGAUGGAGAAUCUCAGAGCCCAGGAGGCUGCUCUGGCAGAGGCAGAGGAAAGAGAGGAUUUGGAGAUAGCAGCAGAGAGUGCAGAGAUCAAAGCUGAUGAAUUUCCUAUGAAAGGCACCAAACCCAAGGAGAAGAGCAAAGACAAGAAGAGCUCCAAGGACAAAAAAAACCAUGAUGGCGCAGAAAAACGACCUCCAAAACCAAAAGUUGAUGAACUUAUGGUGUACAAUAAAGAGCUGGAGUGUGAGUAUGGUAACUUUGAGGAUUGGCUCCACACCUUCAAUCUGUAUAGAGGAAAGGCUGGAGAUGAUGAUGACCACAAUGUGGUCGAUGAUGACAGAAUUGUGGGCAGAUUCAAGGGAUCCCUCUGUAUGUAUAAACUACCACUGUCUGAGGAGAUCAUCCGGGAGUCAGGGUUUGAUCCGAACAUGGGAAUGUUCCAAAGCACACCUCACAAUGACCCUAUCAAUGUUCUCAUCAGGAUUUAUAUCGUUAGAGCCACAGACCUGCAUCCUGCAGAUAUAAAUGGUAAAGCAGACCCUUAUAUAGUCAUUCGAUUGGGAAAGUCGGAGAUUCGGGACAAGGAGAACUACAUAUCCAAGCAGCUGAAUCCUGUGUUUGGAAAGUCAUUUGACAUCGAGGCCACAUUCCCAAUGGAGUCCAUGCUGACUGUGGCAGUAUAUGACUGGGAUUUAGUCGGAACCGAUGACCUGAUUGGUGAGACUAAGAUUGAUUUGGAGAACAGAUUCUACAGCAAACACAGAGCCACGUGUGGCAUCGCAUCCAACUACUCUGUUCAUGGUUACAAUGUAUGGCGGGACCCUCAGAAACCAACUCAGAUCCUUGCUAAGUUGUGCAAAGAAGGCAAAUUGGAUGGACCCCACUAUGGACCUGGUGGGAGGGUCAAAGUUGCAAACCGCGUUUUUCUUGGGGUUACAGAAAUUGAGGAUGAGAGUGGUCUGAAGAAGCAGACAGAAGAACACUUGGCUCUCACUGUUCUUAGGCAUUGGGAGGAGAUCCCACGUGUUGGUUGUAAACUCAUCCCUGAGCAUGUAGAGACCAGGCCGCUCCUCAACCCUGACAAGCCAGGCAUAGAGCAGGGAAGGAUUGAAAUGUGGGUGGACAUGUUUCCUAUGGAUAUACCAGCACCAGGACCAGCCAUUGACAUAUCACCACGCAAACCAAAGAGAUAUGAGCUCAGGGUGAUAAUAUGGAAUACUGACGAAGUAAUUCUGGAAGAUGAUGAUUACUUCACAGGGGAAAAGUCCAGUGACAUAUUUGUGAGGGGUUGGCUGAAAGGACAGCAGGAGGAUAAACAGGACACAGAUGUGCAUUAUCACUCUCUAACUGGGGAGGGAAACUUCAACUGGCGCUUUGUCUACCCCUUUGACUAUCUAAUGGCUGAGGAGAAGAUAGUCAUCUCCAAGAAGGAAUCCAUGUUUUCCUGGGAUGAGACGGAGUACAAGAUUCCUGCUCGACUCACCCUUCAAGUGUGGGAUGCUGAUCACUUCUCUGCUGAUGACUUCCUGGGUGCGAUUGAGUUGGACUUAAAUAAGUUUCCCCGUGGGGCAAAAACAGCCAAGCAGUGCUCUCUCAACAUGGUUCUCAAAGAACAUGAGCUGCCAACCAUUUCCAUCUUCAAACAGAAGAGAGUGAAGGGCUGGUGGCCAUUUGUGGCCCGAGAUGAGAAUGAUGAAUUUGAGCUUACGGGAAAAGUGGAAGCAGAGCUCCAUCUAUUGACAGCUGAGGAGGCUGAGAAAAGUCCAGUCGGCCUUGGACGGAAUGAACCUGAGCCACUUGAGAAACCAAAUCGUCCAGACACCAGUCUAAUGUGGUUCAUGAACCCUCUGAAGUCCAUACGAUACUUCAUUUGGCACAACUACCGCUGGCUGAUCCUGAAGGCUCUGGCCCUGCUACUGCUCCUCCUCCUCGUUGGGCUCUUCCUCUACUCUAUUCCUGGAUACCUGGUCAAGAAACUCCUAGGGGCGUGAGGAGAGAGGGGAAGAUCACUGGUAGCCCUCUCUCACUGCCUCUGUUUUCUCUGCUUUUUGUCUCUCUCUGAGCAAACCUUUAAGCUCAAACUGUGCAUCAGUGCAUUUCUGUCUUUUUGUUACUCGUUCCAUUUUUAAAGGCCUACAACAUGGACCUGAGAGAUUGUGUGUGAUUAAGUGUUUUCCAUUUUGUCAUCCCAACUCUUUCUUACCGCAUAGCUGCAUGCUGUGUGGUACCUCAAGUCUUUUUGGUGGUCAUUUUUCCUCUGGUUGUCUUCUUUUGUCAAUGACUUGCAUUAUUUAUUAUAGAUUUUAGGACUGUCUGCUACUGUGCUUUCUCUGAACUUACCUUUGUUGCCUGAUGUGUCAUUUUACUGCUCUGAGCUCAACCCACUGCAAAGUUACAGUAUCAUUCUCACACACACAGUAGACCUAGGCCAGGGGUAGUCAACGUCAUUCCUGGAGAGCAAUGGAUGAUCAACCCUAAUAAAAACACCUGAACAAGCUAAUCAAUAUCUUUAGGAUUACUAAGGAUGCAGGCAGUUGAGUAUUUUUCAGGGUUGGAGCUAAUUCCUGCAGGACAGUGGCUCUCCAGGACCGACGUUGACUAACCCUAGUCUAACGUUUUUACCAGCUCUUUGGAAGAGUUUACCAAACAAUUAAAAUUGUGCCAUCAUUUACUUGAUGAUGGACAUGAUUUUGUCCAUUUAUCCAUCGGGAAUUAAUGGAAUCAUUGACUCAUCAUCAGAGUAGAGAUGUCAUUGCAAAUGGAAGUGACAUAUAUAAUAAACACUGCAAUAUUCAAUAUUCAUGUUCAGUGUGACGUUAUCAAACUUUCCUUUUUAAGUCAUUGCUAAACAGUUAAAAUGCCUUUUAAGAGAUUUUACGACUUUUCAAUCAUGUUACCAAUCAUCUUACUAACCACUAACAUUUGUAUUACCUCUCUUCCUCCAUCAUCCCUGGUUUCAUCUUUCUUACCUGCAACCCCUUCACCACUUCCAAUCACAGCCGUCCUGACACCACCUUCCUGUGGUUUUUGAGCCCACUGAAGGCUAUCCGUUACCUGAUAUGCAACCGCUACAAGUGGCUCAUCAUCAAGAUC